Messenger RNA from Cavia porcellus (domestic guinea pig), 3631 nucleotides. It is a transcript of the gene Ice2, whose product is annotated as interactor of little elongation complex ELL subunit 2. The record is from RefSeq and is a predicted model, not a curated record. Bases 206 to 3154 code for a protein of 982 amino acids. NCBI's taxonomy places the organism in Eukaryota, Metazoa, Chordata, Mammalia, Rodentia, Caviidae. Gene Ontology annotation, biological process: snRNA transcription by RNA polymerase III; snRNA transcription by RNA polymerase II; positive regulation of transcription by RNA polymerase III. The transcript is spliced from 16 exons. Gene Ontology annotation, cellular component: transcription elongation factor complex.
GCGUCCACGUCCUUUAAAUACGGCCUUCCCGGGCUGGCUGCGCGAGGGUGAGGUUUGGGGCGUAGCGCGUGAGGCGUGGGUGUUGCGGCCGAGCCGCCCCGCCGCCGAGCGCAAGUUGAGUGUAGAUGCUGGAAAGAGCUUGCCUGUCUUGAAGGCUUUGCUGCUUCAACAAUUGUAUGGUGUCCUGAAGCGGAAAUACAGGAAGAUGAGCUCCUAUGUAUCCAUGAGUGAGCCAAAGUUGAACUGGGAUGUCUCCCCCAAAAACGGCUUGAAAACAUUUUUCUGUCGAGAAAACUAUAAAGAACACUCCAUGGCUCCAAGUUUAAAAGAACUGUGUAUUUUAUCUAACAGCCAUGUAGGGGAAAAUUUGAAUGCCUCAGCAAGUUCUGUAGAAAAUGAGCCGGCAGUUAGUUCAGCAGCUCAAGCAAAGGAAAAUGUUAAAGCCAGAGUUGGAAUGAUUCUUCUUCCAAAGCCAAGAGUACCUUAUCCUCGUUUCUCUCGUUUCUCACAGAGAGAGCAGAGGAGUUAUGUGGACUUGUUGGUUAAAUAUGGAAAGAUUCCUGCAAACUCCAAAAAUGUUGCAAUAAAUAAAAAUGAAUACCUACAGUACUUGGAUAUGAGAAAACAUGUAAAUGAAGAAGUUAAUGAGUUCCUGAAGUUUUUGCAAAAUUCUGCAAAGACUUGUGCACAGGAUUAUGAUAUGCUGUCUUAUGAUGCUCGUCUUCUCACAGAGCAAAUUUUGAGAGCUUGCAUUGAACAAGUAAAAAAGUAUCCAGAAUUUUAUACUCUCCAUGAAGUCAACAGCUUAAUGGGGUUCUUCCCAUUCAGAAUAGAGACAGGAUUAAAGUUAGAGAAAACCCUUCUUGCACUGGGCAGUGUAAAAUUUGUGAAAACAGUAUUCCCCUCAAUGCCUGCAGUAGUGAAGCUCUCAAAAAGUAUUAUGUCUCCCCUGGAAAGUCCAGAGCAAAUAGCUGAAGCUAUGCACUAUGAUAUUAGUAGAGAUCCAAAUGCAGAGAAGCUUGUUUCAAGAUACCACCCUCAGAUAGCUCUGACAAGCCAGUCACUGUUUACCUUAUUAAAUAAUCACGGACCCGACUACAAGGAGCAGUGGGAAAUUCCAGUUUGUGUUCAAAUUAUACCUGUUGCAGGUUCCAAACCAAUUAAAGUAAUUUAUAUUAAUUCCCCGCUUCCUCAGAAGAAAAUGACAAUGAGACAGAGAAAUCAAAUUUUCUAUGAAAUUCCAUUAAAAUGUAUGAUGUCCAAAAACACAUCUGUGCCAGUCUCUGCAGUGUUUAUGGACAGACCUGAAGAGUACAUAUCUGAAAUGGACACAUCCAGUGAAGUUAAUGAGUACCGAAAAAUCGAGACUCUGGAAAAUUUGGAUCUAGAUUUUGAUGAUGAUGUCACGGAACUUGAAACUUUUGGGGUAACCUCUACAGAACCACCCAGGUCACCUGGUACAGCAAGUACUUGCCCAGCACCCAUUGUGACAGAUGCACUCCCAGCCUCCAGAGCAGCUAAUGCCCCCGUGGCACCAGCUGUCACAGGCACCUCUGCUAAUUCCAGAAGUUUGUCUCGGAUUCUGAUGGAACAGCUGCAAAAGGAGAAGCAGCUGGUCAUCAGUAUGGAAAGUGGCCCUGAAGAGCGUGAAAAGAAAGACAGUCAGGGACCUGGACCACAUGGUGAACAGGUGGCCACGCCCAGCAAGGCUACGAUGCUAGAGAGUGACCUGAACACACCUGAAAUCUUACAGGUGGGAAGUUCCAAGGAGGUUGAAAGUGCUGAUGACAGUGACCUGGCUGCAGAUGUGGAGUGUGCCGAUGGCGAAAGGCUAAAUGUCCUAGAGGACAGGGACGACUCAAAGGAAAAGCCCGGUUCCGCAGACACAGCUGGAAUGGAGAAAGGAAUUCCUUGCAGUAGUGAUACUGACGAGGACUGUUUAAUCAUUGAUACGGAGUAUAAAAACAGCAGUGACGGAAAAGCAGCUGUUUCAGGCUCUCAUGUGAGUUCUAAACCAGCAAGUCCGAAUUCUUCCUCAGAAAAGGGUUCUGUGGGAAACCAGACUAGUGCUACUCACAGUUCUGAAGAGUGUGUUUUAAAAAAACCAAUCAAACGAGUAUAUACAAAAUUUGACCCAGUUGGACAAAUUUUACAAAUGCAGACAGAGCUCUUAAAGCCAGUUUCCAGAAAGGAACCUGAAGUACUCCUAAGGAAUUCAGAAAAUCCUAAACAGCCCCCCGUUUCUGAGCAAUCCUGUGCUCCUUUACAUACCAGUAGUUGGCCAAGAUCUGGCUGGCCUUCCGCCUUUCAGAAGCCAAAAGGACGAUUGCCAUAUGAACUUCAGGACUAUGUUGAAGAUACAUCAGAAUAUCUGGCUCCUAAAGAAGGAAAUUUUGUUUAUAAGUUGUUCAGCCUGCAAGACAUACUGUUGCUCGUACGUUGCAGUGUCCAGAGGAUAGAGACAAGACCGCGAUCUAAAAAACGGAAGAAAAUCCGAAGACAAUUUCCGGUUUACGUACUGCCGAAAGUGGAGUAUCAGGCUUGUUACGGAGUUGAAGCUUUGACUGACAGUGAACUUUGUCGCUUAUGGACUGAAAGUUUAUUGCAUUCUAACUGCUCAUUUUAUGUUGGACAUAUUGAUGCAUUUACUUCAAAGCUUUUUCUGCUAGAAGAAAUUACCUCUGAAGAAUUAAAAGAGAAGCUUCCAGUACCCAAGAUUUCAAGUUUACUUCACAUCCUCCAACACACUCUGAAAAAAUUAAGUAGCCUGCAGGAGGGGUCCUACCUGUUGUCUCACGCAGCAGAGGAUUCUUCCCUCCUGAUCUACAAGGCCUCAGAUGGAAAAGUCACAAGGACAGCAUACAACCUGCACAAAACACACUGCGACCUUCCUGGCGUGCCUACCACUCUCUCAGUCCCCUGGGUGCCCCUGGACCCCAGCCUCCUGCUGCCGUAUCACGUCCAUCACGGACGGGUGCCUUGCACUUUCCCCCCAAAACCAGUGAGCCCUACAUCAUCACAAAAGGUCGCUGGCCCCAAAAUGCCUGCCCGGGCCCACAGGAAUCCGGUUUCUGUGGAAACCAGAAGCAGCUGUUUGCCUGCUCAGCAAGUUGAAAAUGAAGGAGUGGCUUCAAAUAAAAGAAAAAGAACUUAAGGGCUGUGACAUGGAAAAUGAAGUCUCACAGAAACCCGUUGGAACAGUGUAAUUUUGAAAGGUUUCAGGGAAGUGUGCCCAAGAGAGCAGUUGGCAAGAGGAGCAUUUUUCUUUUUGGUGCCCUUAAGAGUCCCAGAAAAAAGCCUGGAGAAGGAAUGCUUGUCCUGGGGGGGGGGGGUGUGCUCUGCUCCCUGAAGUCUGGGAAAGUCUCCGUCUGGUUUCACUUUAUCAUGGCAGGGAAAUAAAGAAGAGAAAUAUUUUUAUAGUAGACCUUUCCCGAAAAAUUGUAAGCAGGAAAAUCAUGUUUUUUUUAAAGGAGUAUUUAUCACAAUGUACUGUGUCAGUGAUUUGAGUUAAAGAUUAAAUGUUGCCAUUGCGGGAAAUGAGUGUUGUAAGCCUUGCCUCUGACCCACUGAGUUUUUUAUACUACUUUAAAGUGAUGAUUGUUGCACAUUAAUAAAGGUAACACCUUGAAAA